This is a messenger RNA of Coprinopsis cinerea okayama7#130, 627 nucleotides long. RefSeq names its product other/FunK1 protein kinase. The transcript has 2 exons. Bases 1 to 627 code for a protein of 208 amino acids. NCBI's taxonomy places the organism in Eukaryota, Fungi, Basidiomycota, Agaricomycetes, Agaricales, Psathyrellaceae. The record is from RefSeq and is a predicted model, not a curated record.
AUGGGAAGAAUCUCAGAUCUGGAAUAUUGCAAACGGUACCAGCAGGCGAGCGCCCAUGGUCCUCUUUCGGGUGCACGGGAGUUCAUGUCCCUCGAUGUUCGCAGAUGGGGAUUCAUGCACAUGGUUCGACCGAACAAUCUUCGAAAAGAAUACCCCGAAGUGACUUUCCAUCAUCAUUAUCUGCAUGACCUCGAGUCGGUAUAUUGGUUACUCAUCUGGUACAUGGUCUCCCAUGCGCCUCACAAGGAGGGCGUUCCCCGUGUCAUCGACCACGUCUCCUGGGCCAAAUUGGUGGACGAUUUGUUUGGAACGGGAAUUGAUAGCCAAGAACCCACCGUGCAUUGGAACAACCAGUCUGUCACAUGUACUGCUAUGAUGAACUUCUGGGAUGAUCAGGACAGUCUAGAAGGCGUCUGCGAUAUUCUGAACCUGCCGGUUCUUUUCAAGAAGGAGUACGGAACACUUCAAACAGCAGAACAAACGGAAUGUGGAGAGACUCGCUGGCCGGACAGGGUUUUUACCGAAGGUCUUUACAUCGCAUUUGAAAAGGCAGUCAAUGAAGCUCUGAAGAGCGUUCCCAGCGAUUGCCAGUGGCUCCCCUUAUGGGACUCUCUCUCAUCCCAGUAG